AAAUUUUACCCAUAAUGGAAUUACAUGCCAGUUACCAAAUGAUACGUUUAAGUCAUAAAAUGUCGUUUCUUUGUUCAUUCGUUUUCAUUGUCACUGGUGAACAUGGCUGCAGACUUUCAAGAUGGGACUAAAUACAUGUCAAGUGUUCAUUUAUUUUUCAGCUGUAUAUUAAAACUCAACAUGUCACCGGGUCUCUGAACAGUUUCAAGUAACUGCCCUCUCAUUUAUUUAGGGUAGAUAGAAAGGAAUUCACAUUUUGAAAAAUAAGUGCAAAAUCUAUUUAAUUAAUUUUAUGUCUAUAGGUACCAUUUUAUGUGAUUCUAGAACAAUCUGCUUGAAAAAACAGCUACUUUUCUAUUUGAAGCAUUUCGGCUCUAAGGUCUGUGCGAAAGAAAUUACUAAUAUGUCACAGAUACAUUUUGUUGGAUGAAGCUCACCCUACUUUGCAGAAAAACAACAUGUUAAAACUUCAUUCCUGACUGUUUGGAUAAUUUUUAAUCAGUGCUUUGGUCCUGUAUUCAAGAACAAAGUCAUGUAGGUUUCACCAAGAAGCCAUCUUCAGCAGCCAAGAUAAUUUCAUGGAGAAAGUUUGAUUCGUUUUAUUUUUAAUGUGAAAUGGUAAAGCUGACUGACUCACAGUAUUAAUGCUUGAAUAACUUCUUAUCUGUGCAUCCUUUUUUUGUUUUUCAUUUCUUAUUGUAGGCAUCUCCUAUUGAGCAAAGGACACACCACUUCUAAUACUGAAUAAAUUUGAUAAUAAUGAUUACAUUUUAUGGAUUAGAAACACACAAUGUCCAUAAUAUUUCAAUAAAUGCAACAACGUAUUUAAGCAAUUCAACAGUGUUACUCACUACUUCAGAAAAAGUGGAACUACAACCAGGUCUAAUUGCCUUAGUAUCACUGAUGGCCUUUGUACUCUUAGUUAUGAUUGCAACACUGUUAUUACCGAAAUCAAUACAAGAUAAUCUGUUCCAGUUAAUUUUGAAUCAGACACCAGAUCAAACAUUUAAUUAUAUUGAUGUUGGUUUGUAUAAAACUAGACACUCCAUUUAUCGUAAAGAAGUUUACUCCUUAGCUAUGCAAGGCAACCAAUACAGAAAACGAGAAGAAACGCAUACCUUACUUAGUAGUGAUAAGAGUAGCAAUUCAUACAAAUAUAAAAAUAACAGACAGUUAAGACCAUUAGCUACAAAGUCAGUUAUUGCUUCCGUUUCAACUCCAGAGGAUUAUGAAAAGUCUGAUCAGUGUUCAUGUUCAACCUCAGUAUGUAAAUCAACUCUCUCUUCAUGCAACUGUCAAAUUCAAAAUGACAGUGUUCAGAUGAAAAACACAAAAUUAGUAACGUUUUCUACAAAAACCUGCUGUCAUGAGAAUGAUGAUGACGAAAAUAAUCAUAAUCAUAACUGCAAUAAAAAUAUUGACACUAAUGUUAGCUGUGAAAGCUGUAUGUAUGCUGGCAGUCGACGAAAUUCAACUUCAAAUCUAGUCAGAUAUGAUUCGUCAACUUGGAAUUCAUUUAAUUUACUAACCACUUCCUUAAACACUAGAUAUUCCCUUCCUUUACGCUUUACUCAAAGCAAUCAAAGCAUAGAUUCACUAAAGAGACUUCCAUCCUCACCAAUAUUCCCGAAAUCAAAACAGUCAUUGUUGUCAAGUAAACGUGUACGAUUACAACUAUCAGAUAUUUAUGUUGACAGAUGUAAAUAAUGUGAAUAUCUUUCAUUUUUAUAUUUAGAAUACAAAUGAAUCUGGCUGGAUAGUCAGUGUAUUAUAGUUUACACAGUUGUAUGUUUGUCGUUUACACAAAAGAUGAAAACAGUACUUAAUAACUGAAGUUAAAUUCAAAUUGGAAUAGCAGUACAGACAGUGAAGCAGUGGCUGGUAACCUGUCACUUGUCUGGAUCUAACUGCAAUCCAGGUAAUCGUUUACCUUCAGUUAUCUUUGUUAUAUGAAAUGCGGUUAUUUUUUUCCUUCAGUUAUUGCCUACUCAAUUUUUUGUAAAUUAUUCCCUUUUGUUCUUCUAGUAUAGACAAACGGAAUAAAUACUUUUUCACAGUUGUUUGCUUGUUUGUAAUUAUUUAUGCGAAAUGUACACGUUGGGAGAUGCUAUUCUCAAGUUGAACUUGAGUGGGAGGGGGAUAUGACAUAAACUAAACGAGUU
Messenger RNA from Trichobilharzia regenti, 2162 nucleotides. The record is from the annotation of a GenBank genome assembly. NCBI's taxonomy places the organism in Eukaryota, Metazoa, Platyhelminthes, Trematoda, Strigeidida, Schistosomatidae.